Molecule: messenger RNA, 1909 nt
Organism: Nelumbo nucifera (sacred lotus)
Lineage: Eukaryota; Viridiplantae; Streptophyta; Magnoliopsida; Proteales; Nelumbonaceae
Product: chorismate synthase, putative / 5-enolpyruvylshikimate-3-phosphate phospholyase
Biological process (GO): chorismate biosynthetic process; aromatic amino acid biosynthetic process
Cellular component (GO): cytosol
Molecular function (GO): FMN binding; chorismate synthase activity
Source: RefSeq, a predicted model, not a curated record
AAAAGGUUUUCUGCGGUAUUACGGAGGAGAGCGGGUUGGUGAGGGGCUGCUGCCUGCUGGUGGUGGGGUGAGUCGUCAGUCAUGUGUCAAGGAAAUGGGAGUCGGGGUAGGUGAGGGAGAACUCCAGUCGUCUCUUCUUCUCUUCUCUAUACAUACACAUUCGUAGGACUCCACGUUUUUUAAAGAACCAACACCCACCAUACCAACCCAACCUCUCUCUCUCUGCCAUCGACGGUAAUGGCGUCAUCUCUCUCCUCCAAACAAUUUGUAAGGGGUCCGAGGUCGGACGGUGGUGCUGGUUUUGGAUUCCAUGUCUCGGAUCCACGGAAAUUAUUUCCUCCAACACUCCACAUCUCUUUCCGACGCACAGCUCCUCCGAGGAAGCUCCAGGUGCAGGCAGUUGGAAGUACAUUUGGGAAUUUUUUCCGUGUGACAACAUUUGGAGAAUCUCAUGGGGGUGGUGUUGGUUGUAUAAUUGAUGGAUGCCCUCCUAGGAUUCCCCUCACAGAAGCAGAUUUGCAAGUUGAUCUUGACAGAAGGAGGCCAGGUCAGAGCCGAAUUACUACCCCAAGAAAAGAGACUGAUACUUGCCGUAUAUAUUCUGGAGUAACUGAAGGAUUGACAACUGGGUCUCCAAUUAUGGUCAAAGUACCAAAUACCGAUCAAAGAGGACAUGACUACAAAGAAAUGUCAAUAGCAUAUAGGCCUUCUCAUGCAGAUGCAACCUAUGACUUUAAGUAUGGUGUGAGAUCUGUACAGGGUGGUGGGAGAUCUUCAGCAAGAGAAACUAUUGGAAGAGUUGCUGCCGGAGCUGUUGCAAAGAAAAUUAUUAAAGCCUUUUCAGGAACUGAGGUUCUUGCAUAUGUCUCUCAAGUGCAUAAUGUCGUUCUUUCUGAGGGCUUGGUUAAUCAUGAAACUUUGUCACUUGAAGAGAUAGAAAGCAAUAUUGUCAGGUGCCCAGAUCCAGAGUAUGCUGAGAAGAUGAUUGCUGCCAUUGAUGCUGUCCGAGUGAGAGGGGACUCUAUUGGUGGUGUUGUGACCUGCAUCGCAAGGAAUGUUCCUCGUGGGCUUGGCUCACCAGUCUUUGACAAGCUUGAAGCAGAGCUGGCUAGAGCUUGCAUGUCACUGCCUGCAACAAAGGGGUUUGAAUUUGGGAGUGGAUUUGCAGGUACACUUUUGACUGGUAGUGAACAUAAUGACGAGUUCUAUAUAGACAAAAAUGGAAGAAUUAGGACAAGGACAAAUCGGUCUGGUGGGAUACAGGGGGGAAUAUCUAAUGGGGAAAUCAUAAACAUGAGAAUUGCUUUCAAACCAACGGCCACCAUUGGAAAGAAGCAGAACACUGUAACUAGAGAGAAACAGGAGAUAAAACUCCUAGCACGUGGUCGCCAUGAUCCUUGUGUUGUCCCUCGAGCUGUGCCAAUGGUGGAAGCCAUGGUAGCCAUGGUGCUAGUAGAUCAAUUAAUGUCACAGUAUGCACAAUGCGAGCUGUUCCCCGUCAAUCCAUCCCUACAAGAACCUACGGAAUCUCUAGUGGCCCAGCCUAAAUGACCCAUCCGCCUGAAAGGUGCUUAAUAUUUCUUCAUAGUCUGGUUUUUCUUUUUUUUUGGUGCACCAAUAACCGUUCGGGUGCAUAAUUUUGUAAUAGUAACAAGGUAGAAUGCAUAUCCUCCAUAUUUCCAUUUUUUAUUUAAUCGAACUCUUGGUAAAAUAUAAUACUGUCCUGUGAGAAGGGAGUCGCAAGUUAGAGUGUGAUGUUUUGGCCAUUGUAUUUGUAUGUUCCCUGCCCCUUCUCGUACACAAACUAGAUUUUACCUUCGUUUUUGGAUCCAAAUUCCCCAAUGGUAGUUUGUUGUGGUUAUUUCUGAUAUUUGAAAAUAAAAUGGUAUGAGAAAUCUAUUCUGGAAGA